UAAUAUUUAUUCAGGAAAACAACAACAACAACAAAAUCCCGAAAGAAAAUAUAUGAAAAUGUGUAUUUAAAGCUUGUUUUCUGGAUAGAGGUUGUGCUGAUCCCAGAAGAAUGAAGAUAGCAGUAGAAGGCUGUUGCCAUGGUGAACUGGACAACAUAUAUCAGACAAUAGAAUACCUGGAGAAGAAAAACAAUGUCAAGGUUGACCUGCUUCUUAUCUGCGGGGACUUCCAGUCCGUCCGCAACACUGCAGACAUGGACUGUAUGGCAGUGCCACCGAAACAUAGGAAAAUGAAUUCAUUUUACAAGUAUUAUUCUGGAGAGAAAGUUGCCCCAAUACUGACAAUAUUCAUUGGAGGAAAUCAUGAAGCAUCCAACUAUCUACAAGAACUGCCGUAUGGUGGCUGGGUGGCUCCAAAAAUAUAUUAUAUGGGCUAUGCUGGUGUUGUUCAAGUUGGAGGUGUUAGAAUUGGUGGAAUGUCCGGCAUCUACAAAAGCAAAGAUUAUAUGAAAGGACAUUUUGAACACCCACCAUACUGUGAAGAUUCCAAGAGGUCUGCUUAUCAUAUCAGAAACUUUGAUGUGUUCCGUUUGAAACAGGUAAAACAGCACAUAGAUAUAUUUCUGUCACAUGACUGGCCCAGAGGGAUCUACAAGUAUGGUAAUGUAAACAAAUUGGUUCAGAAAAAGAAGUUUUUUGCCGAGGAGAUAGAGAAAGAUAUCCUUGGGAACCCAGUUGCAGCUGAUCUGCUAAAGCUGUUACAACCUACAUACUGGUUCUCAGCUCAUCUUCAUGUCAAGUUCCCAGCUCUUGUACAACAUUCAGAAGAUAAGAAUUCAAAGAUAACCCAGUUUCUAGCCCUGGAUAAAUGUUUACCUAGAAGACAGUUUUUGCAGGUAAUUGACGUUCCUCAUGACAAUUCCAAACCAAUGAAAUUGCAGCUUGAUUCUGAAUGGCUGGCCAUUCUGAAGUCGACCAAUCAUAUGCUGAGUUUAUCCAAGGCUCCACAUUAUCCUGGUGGAACACCAGGAGGAAGGACCGAUUUUACUCCAACAAAGGCUGAGAUUGAAGCCGUGAAAGCCGAAUUCGGAGAUAAUCUCAAUUUUCCCGAGCGAUUUGACACUUCGGUACCAGCUUAUGAUCCAAAACUGUCAAAACAGCAAAAUAAAAUGCCGUCUGCUCAGACAGAGAUAAACCCGCAGACAACAUUAAUUUGCAGUAUGCUUGAUCUCACUGAUCCAAAUGCCGUGUUUCUGGGAAAAGAUUCUAAAUAUAACCUUCCCGAAGAUGCUGAUGUUGAAAACGUUGAUGGUGGAGAUGAUAAUGAUGAUGAUGAUGAUGAUGAUAAUGUUGAUGAUGACUAUGACAGUGAACUGAGUUUUGUAUCGCUCUCGGAAAGUGAAAAAAGUUUCAGUGACCGCAGUUGUAGUUUAUUAUCUGUUGGAAAUGACAGCAUACUCUCUGCAGGUAAUGAAAGUUUUACUUCAGUAGGUAACGCAGAAGAGAUCUCAAUAACUGAAGAAGAUGAUAAUGUUGACAAUAGUAAUAAUAGCAGUGAAAUUAGGAAUUUGAGUAGCAAAAUUGAAGAAGCCCCUGGUAAAAUUUUCAGAAUUGAGAAAAGAUUGAGUUUAUCAGAAAAAUUGAAAAUGUGUCCGCCGACAGAAUCUGGGAGUAGUUCAGAUACUGCUCCGUCUUUAAACACGUCACAAGACGAGGUUAACGAUGAGUCAGAAAUUGCAGAAAUACUAGCUGCUCAAAAAUCAGAUGGACUUAAAACCGGAGCUGGUAUGUUUUCUCCUGGAAAGUCGGACUCGGAUUCAGAAAUCGUCGACAGUCAGACCAGCUCAUCUAGCUUAGACUGUAAGUCACUAGAAAUCAGUGACGACGAUCCAGAGUUACAGCAAAUGAUAAUGGCUCAAAGUUCAACAAAGAAAAACGAAAGUAUUAUUAUGGAAGUCUCAACUGAAAAAGAUGAUGUGGAAUUUCAAGCCAUAAUUGCAGAACAGAAAAAGAACAAAACAAUUUCCGAUAGUUUACCGGAACUAUCACACGGUGCAGAACUUGAAAGACCACUUAAUCAGUCAAGUCCAAUCGUGAAUAUAGAAAAUAAAUGUAUAGAAGAUUCUAUAGAAAAAUCUGGACAGAAAAGAAUGGAUACAGCAAAAACUAUAAAAAGUCCCGCUAGUAAAAAAUUCAAAAGGAGAAAUCAAGAUAUGUAUGUGAAGGAAGAUAGUAUAGGAGAAUUUUGAUCUGAAAAUUUCAGUUAAACUUAAAUGAUUUUUUUUUUGAAUGUCUUUUCCCAUGCAACAUUUGUUGGAAUGAGACUGCUUUGGCAGAUUAGUUAAAAGUUGUUUAUUUUAAGCAUUUAUCUCCUCAUUGUUGUGUUAUUAUGCUUAAUUAGGGACCAGAAGCUUUCGUGUAAGAAGGGGCCUCGGUGGCAGAGUGGUUCAGGUCACUGACUUCAAAUCACUUGCCCCUCAUUGAUGUGGGUUUGAGCCUCACUCGGGGCCAUGAAAUCUUCAUGUGAGGAAGCCAUCCAGCUGGCUUACAGAAGACCGAUGGUUCUACACAGGUGGCCGCUCAUAAUGAAAUAAUGGUCUUCCUCCACUAUCAAAAGCUGGAAAGUCGCUAUAUGACCUGUUACUGUGUCAGUGCGAUGUUCAAUGCAACAAAAAAUUUAUGUAACCUUAACUGAGAGUGUGACUUGAAACUAAAUGUAAACGUUAUUUUCUAACUUUUAAUGUCUUGAAUACAUUUUGUUUUGUUUUUGUAUUAAACUUUACAUCAUGUUAUGGUAUUGUACACAAAUAUUUGACGCAAAUAAAAAAUGAUAAGAAGCUUGAAAA
This is a messenger RNA of Mercenaria mercenaria, 2846 nucleotides long. RefSeq names its product lariat debranching enzyme A-like. Gene Ontology annotation, cellular component: nucleus. NCBI's taxonomy places the organism in Eukaryota, Metazoa, Mollusca, Bivalvia, Venerida, Veneridae. Gene Ontology annotation, biological process: mRNA splicing, via spliceosome. The coding region runs from base 111 to 2249 and encodes 712 amino acids. The transcript has 9 exons. The record is from RefSeq and is a predicted model, not a curated record. Gene Ontology annotation, molecular function: RNA lariat debranching enzyme activity.